Messenger RNA from Closterium sp. Naga37s-1, 1284 nucleotides. Lineage: Eukaryota; Viridiplantae; Streptophyta; Zygnematophyceae; Desmidiales; Closteriaceae. The record is from the annotation of a GenBank genome assembly.
AUGGCUCCUCCUGAAGGGACUCCCGUGGUGGUCGCUCCUGUCGCGGGUCAGCAUGGCAAGAAGCCAACGGAGAUCCGUCCUGAGCCGGUCACCCCGAAAACGCUUUUCAAUGGCGCGACGGCUUCGCGUGGUGAUGACGCUAUCAACACACCGACAGCGCGUACGUCGGCGUUGCGUAUCAACGAUCUGCAAGACGAGAGCGGAAAGUCAAGCAGCCAUAAGGAAGAAGGCAAGGUAUCGGCUGCUCCGCCUGCAAGCUCAAGCGCGGUGGAAAAAGGGAAGGCUAAGGUCCAGGAGGAGGAUGAAGACGGCGGUUACCUGAGCGACGACCCGGAUGAGUGUCAGGACCCAGUUGUGCUGAAUGACAUUGCGGCUCAAGCAGGGGUCGCCAUCACGCUGCUGGUUCCCUUCGCCUGGAGUAAGGAGAUUCCGCGCAUCAUUGGAACGGUCUAUCACCUGCUGAGGAUGUGGGGGAAACACAUGUCGGAGAAUGCAAGCGCAACGACAAGAUGUCAGCAACUCACGGCUACUUUCCUCUCGAAGCAGCACUUCGGUCGAGUCGAGGUGGUCUUCCUGCAGGAGGCUGACGCCAAUUUCAUGCGCGGCAGGGAGAUUGAACAUUACACGGUGAAUGAGAAGAAGUUAACGCUUGGUUGGCUGCAUCCGGAAAAUAAGGAGUACCUGAGAGAGCGUGCGGCUCAUCCUGAGGCGAUUGAAGUCCUGCUGAAAGGGGUCCCGGCGGUGAUCUCACCGGCGAUGAUCAAGAAGAACCUGGUGACUGCGGUGCUGUUGAAGAGGGGUCGUACUGCUUUCCUGGAUGGGUCGGCGUUUCACCGGGUGCUGGAUCCGGUUUCGGGAUCAGACACGGACAAGAUUAAGGGCCUGGUGUUCAGGCAUCCGGGGGAUAAGUAUAAGUGGUGGCACAAGGUCACCGACCGCGUCCUCGGAGUGGAGCUGAUGGUGUCGCGGUCGCAGCGGCAGAUCCCACGUCUCACCUUUGUACCGUCUCCCCUCCGAGCAGCUGCUUCCAUGAAGCUCACUCCGGCGAUGAAGACUCUGCUUGCGGACCCGGCGAUCGCUUUCGUCUCCACAGGAGGUGUUCGGGAGGAGUGGCUGUGCGCGCAGGAGGAGUGCGGGAAGACCCAUGGUACCAGUUUCGAAAAGGCGGUCGAGCACGUGCAGUCAGUUCGUCACGGCACUGGGUUGCUCAAGGCUGGCGCAGCGACCCGUCUGAGCAUGGGGAAGCAGGCCCUGGGCCAAGUCAAGAAGGAUUUCAAGAUGUGA